Brenthis ino (lesser marbled fritillary) is the source of this 2808-nucleotide messenger RNA. Lineage: Eukaryota; Metazoa; Arthropoda; Insecta; Lepidoptera; Nymphalidae. The record is from the annotation of a GenBank genome assembly.
AUGGCGCCGCAAAUAUGGCGGUCGCUCGCCUUCUUACUGGUAGCUGCCUCAUUCACCCUAGCUAAAUACGCAGAAUUAGAGUCAUGGCGAGGUGGGGGAAGACCAGUGACGGCUGCGCAGGAGGCGGAGGACGAGCGACACGACGCGGAGCUCCUUGCCGCCGUGCGAGCCUCCGUAAAGCAGUGGGAGGUUAAAAAAUCGCGCACCAGGACUAAGAGGUCACAAGGAAGUGUUUGUUAUGGAGAAUUCGGUUGUUUUGAAGAUUCUGGCCCUUUCGCAUACUUAGAGACCCUGCCAAGCCCUCCGUCGGAGGUUGGCACGCAUUUUCUUCUCUACUCUACAACUAACAGAGGAGACCAGCCGCUUAUAGCAGUGCCGGCUAGCAACAUGUCUGCCGCGUGGAGUUGGGCGGCGCGCGCCUUCGACACGGCGCGUCCCACGCGUGUCAUCGUGCACGGCUUCGGAUCCAACUGUGAUAACGUGUGGGUGUACGAGAUGCGCUCCGCUUUAAUGGCAGUGGAAGAAUGCAAUGUAAUUUGCGUAGAUUGGGAAGGUGGUGCGUCUAUGCCAAAUUACCUUCGAGCAGCAGCUAACACUAGACUUGUGGGUAAACAGUUGGCAAUGCUGCUACAAGGUUUGACUCAGCAUAUAGAUUUGCGAUUCGAGGACGUACAUUUAAUUGGAUUUAGCUUGGGAGCACAUGUCGCUGGCUUCACUGGUUCUGAACUGAGAAACAUAAGUCGUAUCACAGGUUUAGAUCCAGCUGGGCCUCUGUUUGAAUUCCAAGACUUCAGAGCGCGAUUAGAUAAAUCGGAUGCCAAAUUCGUAGAUGUCAUCCACUCUAACGGGGAAACGCUAAUCCUUGGCGGGCUGGGCGCUGCGCAACCACUUGGGCACGUCGAUUUCUACCCGAAUGGCGGCCGCGUGCAACAUGGCUGUUCCAAUCUGUUUGUCGGUGCGGUAUCCGAUCUCGUGUUGCCGUGGGCCGGCGCGUCGCCGGAAGGACGGUCGUUGUGCAAUCAUCGUCGCGCUUACAAGUUCUUUACUGAUUCCGUUUCACCUAAAUGUCAUUUUCCAGCAUUUCCUUGUUCAGAUUAUGACACAUUCUUGGAGGGUCGAUGUUUCCCUUGUGAUGGAGACCGUCGUUGCGGCAAUAUGGGAUACUACGCCGACCGCUCUCUCGGUCGCGGGCAAUUGUAUCUCCUUACUAGAGAAGAAGAACCUUUUUGUGCUCAUCAAUACCACGUAGCGUUGUGGGGCGCCAGUGAAACAAAUCAAAAGCAGAAUUAUGGUCGUAUAACGCUUACUUUACAGGGGGAUUCAGGAUUAAAUGAAUCUUUUCCCAUGACCAAGCGUGAAGACAGUGAACACGGAAUCAGAUUCGGCCGCGUGCUAGUGCCACACCCCGCACUGGGCGUGCCGCUGCGUGCUUCGGUACACUAUGCGGCUUAUAACGGAUGGCUCAGCGCCGGCGUACGGUCCGUCAUCAUACACAAGUUGCUCAUCACUGAUAGCUUCGGGAAAACGUCAUCUUUCUGCAAAAAUUUACGACUCUUGUCAGAUGAGUCAGCCCAGCUACCCCUGCAGCCAGGAGACUGUAAUAUUCAAGAGGUGGAAGAACCUUCGAACAGCACUAUACCCAUUAAGGAAGUUGUUCACGAAGAAACUGUACCCAGUGCGCCACCAGAUGACCCACAUGAUAAUGAACUACCUGAAGACACGCCCCAGAGACCUUUUGUACUCGCCGACUCUUAUGACUACGAAGAAACAGUCGACACAGGCAGAGCAUUUGGUAUGACGAAUACAAAAACCGCGCCCAGUGGAAUUGUAGAAAUCGCUGAACCUAUCCUACGUCCUCGACCUCGCAAAACUCCUCGGCAAAGAGCGGAUUCUCCCGAUGAAACUCGUGAGAUAUCAGAGCCGAUACUUCGCGCUACGCAACCACCGCGUACUACAACCACACCGUCUCCAUCCCGUAAGCCUAAAAAUUAUGACAUCUCCACAGCACCAAAUGAUGUACCUUGGGAUGAACGAGCGGAAAAAGAAGAGACAAGUUUUGCUGUGCAGUUUCUACCAGCUCGUCUUGCUUCCUUCAUCUCGAGAGCGGAACGUUACGCCCGAGACACUAUUUUGCCCUUGGUUUCUGCCUAUGCACCACGAUUACCUAUAUUUGGGUCACGAGAAGUCCCUAAAACUACGGCAAGAUUUAUACCUACGGAAGAAAUAAACGUGACCAAUACUGUACCUGUUCCUACGCCAACUUUAGAAAUGAAGAUAGAAUCUCUUAGGAUAAUGGGCCCGCCGGGAGAAAGACGUGAAUUCGAGACUCCUGAGGAACCUGAUAUACCAGUCGUUAUUUCUACAACAACUACUACAUCUACAACGACUCCUUCAACUACGACGACGACAACCACUACAACAACGACAACAACAAAGGAGCCCCUACGACCAGCGCCAGUUGAAAUGUUACAAGUAGUUGAAGGACCUGCAGUAUCCACGAGUACUGCGCUUCCACCGAUAGCCUUGCGCAGUAAAGGGGAAAAAAUAUUAAUUGUUUAUCCAAUUAAUGCUAGAGAUGAAAGAAAAAUCAAAUCGCACUCGAUCUCUGAAGAGAUGCAAUUCGAGGCACUGUACAGACAUACCGCAGAGCCUACGGGUGUUCGAGUGGACUUGCCCACCUUUACUCCACCAGUUUCCACCGAAAAUCCUUUUCCAUCCAGUCAUUCUACUUCUACAAUAAAAACAUCUGACCUUCAUUACAUGCCAGUUCCAACGAAUGAGGAAAAAAGAACAAACACAAACAAAAGG